This is a messenger RNA of Purpureocillium takamizusanense, 561 nucleotides long. RefSeq lists its product as uncharacterized. Lineage: Eukaryota; Fungi; Ascomycota; Sordariomycetes; Hypocreales; Ophiocordycipitaceae. The record is from RefSeq and is a predicted model, not a curated record. The coding region runs from base 1 to 561 and encodes 186 amino acids. The transcript has a single exon.
AUGAAGGCCACUUUCACCGUCCUCGCUACUCUGCUGGCCUCCGCGGCUGCCGGCUCUCUCGACACACGCCAGAGCGGUCUCACUGUGCCCGAGAUGCAGGAGCUCCGCGCCGCGGCCUGCCCCAACAUCAGGACCGGCGAACGCGGCAAGUGCGAGGAGACGGCCGACUCGACGAUCAAGUCGUGCGUCGAGGCCACGAGCAACCUCAAGGGCAAGAAGAAGGACACGGCCAUGAAGUGCGUCAAGGUCAUCGGCGAGGUCUGCCCCGAAGAAGACGACGACGAGUGCAGGAAGGAGGCCAUUUCCUGCAUCUCCGAGCUCACCACCAACAGCGGCCCCGGGGAGGCUCCCUACGCCCUGGGCAAGAACGUCCUGACCGCGUGCAUCAACAAUGCCAAGAAGGGCAAGAAGCCUACUACCUCCACUGAGGACACGGAGAAGCCCACGACGGGGAAGCCCACGACGGAUGAGCCUACGGCGGAUGAGCCUGCCGCGGAGGAGACGGGCAACUCAGGCAAGGCCCCCACUCCUUCUUGCGGCGGCUCCAAGCGCCGCGCUUAG